Molecule: messenger RNA, 3174 nt
Organism: Cercospora beticola
Lineage: Eukaryota; Fungi; Ascomycota; Dothideomycetes; Mycosphaerellales; Mycosphaerellaceae
Gene: GID7
Product: glucose-induced degradation complex subunit GID7
Biological process (GO): proteasome-mediated ubiquitin-dependent protein catabolic process
Cellular component (GO): GID complex
Molecular function (GO): protein binding
Source: RefSeq, a predicted model, not a curated record
CUGCCUUUCUCGAACCAACCCUUCCGCUCUCUCGCACCCGGCUCUGCAGCCAUCUGGCACACAUCUGACACCAUCGCCGCAUCUGCACUUACUGUCGUCAACAGCGACCCCGUCCACCGAACGAGCUGCCCCUUCUCCGAACCUCCCAGCUCGUCCAAGUGGCGCUCAUCAGCCUGCUCCUUCUCGGAACGUGUGAUAUCGUCCACUGCUGCCUCGCCUACACACCUGCCGUCCACCUUGCUGGUCACAGAUGCACCGCAAGAUAACAUCCUUCAACUGAGGAUAUUACACAUUACUGCCCUUGGCCCCGCGAGGCCAGAAGCGGCAGUAUAUCCUCCAGCACGUUUGCUACGUGCUAGUCAUCGCGCUGGAGAACGACCACAUCAAUCCCACCACCUCCCCACUCAACACCGCCGGCCCACACGACUCCUCCGAUCCCCUUGGUCCUGUCCGCCAGGAACCACCACCAGCACACGACUCUACUGCACAAGCCACCCCUCAGUAUACCUUAUCUGCUCCCGAGGUUCACACGGCGAACACCGCCGACACAUCGUUUGAGAUCAGCUCUGAGCCGUCGGAUCGAUCACGCAAGCGAAGACGCCGCUCUUCGCUUCCAACGACCGCCAGCCGUCUUGCUUCACCUUCCACUAGGGACACUGCUUCGGGUCCGCAAGCCCGCAAGCGUGUCAGAGUUCACGACGACAUAGCGAGUACCGAGGACGAAAAGACUAUGCGGUUAGAUCCCGCCGAGCGAACACAGCAACGGCCUUCGACCAACGGCUCCUCGCAAAACGGCUCCUCUCCUCCGCAUACAAAUGGCUCCGUCAAGAGCGAUACGAACGGCUAUCAUACGAACGGCCAUGCAGGCGGAACGGUAGCACGGAACAAAGAGCCAUUCUUCGGUCACGACAGAGAAGAGGUCACGCGGAUACUCUUGCAGACGCUGAGCGAUCUGGGAUAUCGAGAUGCGGCGAAGCAACUGUCAAGAGAAAGUGGCUAUGAAUUGGAGAUUCCCAGCGUGGCAGCAUUCAGAAGCGCUGUAUUAAGUGGGGAGUGGGAAGAAGCCGAGGCGUUAUUGCUAGGAACAGAUGCCCUCGAACUCGAUGGUGGAGUUUCUCUUGGUAACGGGCACGGAUGGUCAAAGGCUGACAGACUGUCCGGUGGAAGUCAGAACGGGUCGUCAAGAAGAGGACUUCCACUGGCGGAAGGAGCUAACCUCACGUUGCUGAAGUUCUUGCUGCGACAACAGAAGUACUUGGAAUUGCUUGAAAAACGGGAUUUGAAGUCGGCACUGGAUGUUCUCCGCAGCGAGCUUACGCCUCUGAGAACCGACACUGGAAGAUUGCAUUUCCUUUCGAGCCUCGUGAUGUGCGUCUCGACCGAUGAUCUCCACGCGCAAGCGGAAUGGGAUGGCGUGGAAGGCGAAAGUCGAAGCAAUCUGCUUUCAGAAAUAUCGAAGUCAAUAUCGCCCUCUGUAAUGAUACCAGAGCACCGCCUUGCGACCUUGCUGUCCUCUGUGCAAGAAGAACAGAUUCUGAAAUGCAGAUACCACAACACCACGGCGCAGCCAAGCCUGUACACGGAUCACGAAUGCUCAGUAGACGACUUUCCUCUACACACUCAGCUUGAGCUACGAACACAUUCGGACGAAGUCUGGUUCGUGGAAUUCAGUCAUGAUGGGUCCAUGCUGGCUACUGCGGGCCAAGACGGUCUCGUUGUGGUGUACGAUACAACACGCUGGCGACCAAUACACGAGUUCAGGGAGCACGAACGCAGCCCUUUUGCAAACGCCGCUAAUGGCGCGGGAGCCGCUCGCGAUACUAGGGGCAUCACGUACAUCGCAUUCUCUCCCAAUGAUCAGUAUCUGAUCUCUUGUAGCAAGAAUCACGAAUUCGUUGUUGUCAACGUGCGUGAUGGGCAGAGAGUCUGCUAUGGGGACCACUUUGACGAUUCAAUCACCUGCGCGGCGUGGCUCCCAGAUUCGGAGACCUUCAUAAUCGGAACGAUGAGCUUUAGGAGACCUCUCGGCAUGUAUUCACUCCGAUCGGCUGGUUCCACAAACAGUGGUUCGGUGCUCCGGAAUCCUGAGAUACACUCAUGGCGGGAUCCUCCUUGGGAUCCCACGAUGAAGAGUGAUCAGCCGCUCACCAAAUUCAGACUUACCGAUUGCGCAGUCGACUCAACUGGGACACGCAUGGCUGCGACUACCACUGACCACCGCAUCAUGCUCUUCUCCCUUAACAGCGUGGAUAGGUACCGCAAGCUUGCGGAAUGGCAAAUGGACGCGUGGCUUACAUCAAUCAAUUUCUCUGCAGAUGGCGAUCUCCUCCUCGUCAAUAUGAAUGAGGGUCGAGUGCUUGCGAUCGACUCGGAGACUGGCGAAAUCGUAUGUAGAUACGAAGGGGCAGUGCAACGAGACUUUGUCAUCCGCAGCGCUUUUGGAGGUGCUGGAGAAGGCUUCGUUAUCAGCGGCAGCGAAGACUCCCGAGUGUACAUUUGGCGGAGACAGACGGGCCUGUUGGUCGCUGCGCUUGAAGACCAUCACCCUGGUCCCGUGAAUUCUGUUGCGUGGCAUCCUACCAAUCCUGGCAUUUUCGCAAGCGCUGGCGAUGAUCGCCGUGUCAGAAUAUGGACAUCUGCAAACGCCAGACGAGGAGCGGAUUCGACAGAAGCAUCAUCAGGCGCAGUACGACCCCUCAGCAGCGGCCUAGGGAGAAGCUAUUACUAGAUGAGCUGAUCGUGGCUCAAUGUUCGUUGCAUUAUGCACACGCAGGUAGCGUCGGCGUCGGCGGACAGCAUUGGAUUUAGGGGACCACCAGUGGACAUGAGAUGGCAUGGCAUGACCUAUCCACACGUAGAUAUUCGGAAGCUGGAACUAUCGCCACUACUACAAUACAGUGCAUGGCCACACAGAGUGGUUCAUGAGACUCUGCACAUUGACUAUGGUCGCAUGAACAACUGUCAUUUAGCAGAGCGGAUCAAAUUCAUAUUUCUCACGCAUUGCAGCAGCGGGUCUGUUAUGCAAUCUCGCUCUGCAGUAACGCGACUGAGCAGGUUAGACGCAAAACCUGAUACCAAUUCAUCGCCGACUUUCACGCGCACACAAAUUCGGCUUCACGUGCAGGCGUCUUCACACUCACCUCGGCCUGCCCAGACUCGAGUAUGCUCAGCGCG